Messenger RNA from Acanthoscelides obtectus, 1696 nucleotides. Lineage: Eukaryota; Metazoa; Arthropoda; Insecta; Coleoptera; Chrysomelidae. The record is from the annotation of a GenBank genome assembly.
CUGGCUUAGAUGUUUGGAUGUUUGGAAGAUAUGCAACCCGUUUAACGAUGGGACUUGAAUUUAAAAAUAUGUAAAAUUACAAUUCUAAUUCCUGAUAUAUUCAUAUUCUAAUUUUCACAAGCGAUUUAGUUAUUUAAAUAUUGAAACUUUGAACUGGUUCAAAAUUUCUAUAAAUCAUACCAGUUUGCUUUUAUAUAUCUAGGUAUGUAUGAUGAUUUGUGGUGGGGUCCGAUACGUUUCCUCUUCCUUAUCACAACAUUAAGCAACAAGCAGACCAAAUUUACUGAUUAGAAAUGUAGUAAUCUCAUUUAUUUUAAUUGUUACGCUAAAUUUUGUCUCCGAAAACCAUUUUAUGAUAUAAUAACGUAGAACAGGAAUCCAUCGUUUUUUACCUUUUUACGAUGUUCCGCAACCUAACCUUAGUUGUAUCAAGACCUUCGAAACUUGCAUUGAGGCAGUUAAGAAAAAUGUCCACAGAUGCUGACGAUGUGAUAUUCAAAGAAAUAAAAGACAAAGGGGUCAUUAUACUCAACAGACCCAAAGCACUGAAUUCCCUGAACUUAUCCAUGGUUAAAAAGUUACAUCCAGUAUUGACUGAUUGGGAAUCUAAAAAGACCUUGGUGCUGGUUAAAGGAGCUGGCGAUAAGGCAUUCUGCGCAGGUGGAGAUGUUAAGGCUGUAAUUACAGCAGGACUAAAAGGGGAAAAGAAAUUAGGUAUUGAAAUCCCCAUGCAUAGGAUUCUUAUCUUGGACACUACGAUAUGAAUUUUUCAAGCAUGAGUAUGCUUCAAAUGGCCUGAUAGGAAGAUACAAAAUACCGUAUAUAGCAUUUAUAGAUGGCAUUGUUAUGGGAGGAGGUGUAGGGCUCUCUGUACAUGGCAAAUAUCGAGUAGCAACAGAGAAAACAUUAUUUGCCAUGCCUGAAACUCAAAUUGGGUUAUUUCCGGAUGUCGGGGGAUCUUACUUCCUGCCAAAACUACCCGGCAGACUCGGAGCAUUUUUGGCUUUAACAGGACAUCGCCUCAAAGGCUCUGAUGUACUGAAAGUUGGAGUAGCAACACAUUUAUGUGAUAGCCAACAACUGCCUGAAUUAGAAGAAACAUUGAUGAAUUGCAGCAACGAAAAUGAUGUUAAGUCAGUGUUGGAUAAAUUUAACAAGAAAGAUGUGCCGGAGUUCUCUCUGCAAUCAGUCGUUGAAAAGAUAAAUCAUUGUUUUGCGCCAGAUUCUAUGGAAGAGAUUAUUGCAAGGUUAGAGAAAGAUGGAUCUACAUGGGCGGAAGAAAUAUUGAAAACACUCAAUAAAAUGUCACCAACCAGUCUGAAAGUGACUUUGAGACAGUUGGAAUUAGGAAAAAAUAUGUCUCUAAAUGAUUGUUUGAUCAUGGAGUAUAGGUUAGCUUCUAAUUGUUUGGACCACAAAGACUUCUAUGAAGGUGUUCGUGCGUUACUGAUUGACAAAGACCAGAACCCAAAGUGGGAUCCUCCAUCUCUUAAAGAUGUUUCAGAAGAUUUAGUUAAAGAGCACUUUACGGAGGUAUCCGAGGAGCAACAAUUGAAAGCGAAACUGUGAUUUUUAAUAUGGAUUUGCCUCUUUAUCUUCAAUGCAAUGAAAGGUAAACUGCAGCAUUUGAAAGUAAAUAAAUGUAUUUUUAAACAGAUUUGUACCUAAGACAAUAUAUACUGUACAAUAAACAAAA